Molecule: messenger RNA, 2015 nt
Organism: Delphinapterus leucas (beluga whale)
Lineage: Eukaryota; Metazoa; Chordata; Mammalia; Artiodactyla; Monodontidae
Gene: RPF2
Product: ribosome production factor 2 homolog
Biological process (GO): ribosomal large subunit assembly; maturation of LSU-rRNA from tricistronic rRNA transcript (SSU-rRNA, 5.8S rRNA, LSU-rRNA)
Cellular component (GO): nucleolus
Molecular function (GO): rRNA binding
Source: RefSeq, a predicted model, not a curated record
UCCUCCUCGGUCGUUGCGCUGCCGUAUCUCCUGUAACCCUGCGGUACACGUGCGUGCGCUAGGUGGGCGCUGUGGUAGCAUGGACGCUUUGGAUCGAGUUGUAAAGCCCAAAACAAAAAGAGCCAAGAGAUUCCUUGAGAAAAGAGAACCGAAACUCAGUGAAAAUAUUAAAAAUGCUAUGCUGAUUAAAGGGGGCAAUGCAAGUUCAACAGUGACACAAGUACUUAGAGAUGUGUAUGCACUGAAGAAACCAUAUGCAGUUCUGUAUAAAAAGAAAAAUAUUACAAGACCGUUUGAGGAUCAGACAUCAUUGGAAUUUUUUUCAAAGAAGUCAGAUUGUUCCUUAUUCAUGUUUGGCUCCCAUAAUAAGAAGCGGCCAAAUAAUCUAGUAAUAGGUCGUAUGUAUGACUACCACGUGCUGGAUAUGAUAGAAGUAGGUAUCGAGAAGUUUGUCUCCCUUAAAGAUAUUAAGAAUAGUAAAUGUCCGGAGGGAACAAAACCCAUGUUAAUAUUUGCAGGUGAUGAUUUUGAUGUAACAGAAGACUACAGAAGGCUAAAAAGCCUUCUUAUUGAUUUCUUCAGAGGCCCCACAGUAUCAAAUGUCCGUCUGGCUGGUUUAGAGUAUGUUCUGCACUUCACUGCACUGAAUGGGAAGAUUUACUUUCGAAGCUAUAAGUUGCUGUUGAAGAAAUCUGGCUGCAGAACACCUCGGAUUGAAUUGGAGGAGAUGGGACCCUCAUUGGAUCUGGUUCUGAGGAGGACACACCUAGCAUCAGAUGACCUUUAUAAGUUAUCUAUGAAAAUGCCCAAAGCCCUCAAGCCAAAGAAGAAGAAAAAUGUCUCUCAUGAUACUUUUGGUACAACUUAUGGAAGAAUUCAUAUGCAGAAGCAAGACCUAAGCAAACUACAAACCAGGAAAAUGAAGGGGUUGAAGAAGCGACCUGCAGAAAGGAAAGCAGAGGACCAGGAGAAAAAAUCAAAGAGAAUUAAAAAGGAUUGAUGGAAUAUAGCCAAUAACUGCAUUUUUAUUGUAGUCUUUACUUAGAAUUAUCAAGCAUCAAUUAUUUCAGUUUCUUAUAAGGUUUUAUUGUAUAUUUUUAUAACUUGAUAAUUUACCUAAAUUAUAUAUUAUAUACAUUGUGAACAGUAACAUACUAGUAUUAGGUUGAAAGUUAGGCUCUUACUGAAGACAUUACACCCUGGUAUGCCGUUUUCUCUCUGUGAUGUGACAUUUCCCUCUGCCUACCCCAUACAAAGUCUCCUAUCUCAUUGGGUGGGUGAGUGAGGAGGGAUCUCCAGAACAAUCAUUGGUAUUUUAGAGAAUUUUGGGUUAAGCUUUAGAUAAAGGGAGGAAGUUAUGGAAAGUAGAAAUGCUCCAAAGUAACUGUAUACAUGCUCAGUAUGAGCUACCUGGAAAGUUGACCUCAUCUCCCAGCAUAUACAUAUAACCUGACUUUUAUUUUUUUACUUUCCUGUUGUUUUACCUGAAAUUCUACCUGUUAGAGAUUAAUUUUGAGAUUUUUAAGCUCUGUGUCUUAAAACAGAUCUCUGAGAUGUCCACUACCUGAUCAUUGACAUACUACCUUACUAUUGAUUAGUUUAAGAGAUUCUGCUAAUAAAGGAGCCCUAUUCCUCUUCUUUGGGAGAAAGGAAGUUUUGAUAAGGGUUGAAGUGAGAAAGGAGAGAUUAGAUAAGUUACGACACACGACAUUUUAGGGUACUGGGUAGCCGUAGGUAGCUAAAGGUCACAUGAAGGCCCUGGGUGUUUGCAUACAGAGUAGGAGUAAGCCAAAGCCAAACAGCUUAUUUUGAAAUUUCUUGAAGACUGGCCCUGUGCCUAGGAAAGUGGGGGAAAGCUUUCUGCUUCCUGCUCCUAGUACUGCAAACUUGUGUUCCCUAAAUGUACAAUUUAGUUUCCUUGACUGAGUCCCUGGCAAAGAGGCUCCUUUAUACAAGCACAAGCCAGUUAUGCUGUAAAAGUACAAACAUACAUAAACCAUGAUGUGUUAUGUAAA